This is a messenger RNA of Gossypium raimondii (Peruvian cotton), 3153 nucleotides long. RefSeq names its product exocyst complex component SEC3A. Gene Ontology annotation, molecular function: phosphatidylinositol-4,5-bisphosphate binding. NCBI's taxonomy places the organism in Eukaryota, Viridiplantae, Streptophyta, Magnoliopsida, Malvales, Malvaceae. Gene Ontology annotation, biological process: Golgi to plasma membrane transport; exocytosis. Gene Ontology annotation, cellular component: plasma membrane; exocyst. The record is from RefSeq and is a predicted model, not a curated record.
CACAAAUCAUAAGCUAGCAUAUAUCGCUUUUUAAAAUUUAUUAUUAUUAAUUUUCAUUUCGUUUGGUUCGUUACAGUUAACUGUUAAUCACACAUUUUUCACAUUUCGCACUCUUUCCCGGAGAUUGGGAACCUGGGAAGCUCACAGCGGUUGAAGAAGGAAGGAGAAAAUCCAAGGAAUAGGAAAUGGCGAAAUCGAGCGCGGACGACGCGGAGCUAAGGCGAGCUUGCCAGGCCGCCAUCGAAGACACCAAGCAGAAGGUCGUGAUGUCGAUUCGCGUCGUUAAAAGCCAUGGGAUGUGGGGAAAAACUAGUGUUAGUAGUGUUACUAGCAAAUUGGGACCAAUGGCAAUGGGGCGCCAAAACAUGGCUAAACCCAGAAUCAUUGCUAUCUCCACUAAAGCAAAAGGUCAGCGGACUAAAGCUUUUCUGCGGGUCUUGAAGUAUUCUACUGGAGGCGUUAUUGAGGCUGCUGAGUUAUACAAACUGAAGCAUCUUUCGAAGGUGGAGGUUCAGUCUAAUGAUCCUAGUGGAUGUACUUUUACAUUGGGAUUUGAUAACCUUAGAAGUCAAAGUGUUACUCCACCUCAGUGGACUAUGCGCAACAGUGACGACAGGAACCGCCUGUUAUUAUGUAUCUUAAACAUUUGCAGAGAUGUACUUGGUCGUAUACCGAAAAUUGUUGGUAUAGAUGUCGUGGAAAUGGCCCUUUGGGCUAAGGAACAUACACCCUCGGUUACUACUCAAAAGAAUCAGCAAAAUGGUCCAGUUCCAAGUACGGUAAUAGAAGGUGACUUGGAUGUGACUGUUGAAAAGGAACUUGUCUCUCAAGCAGAGGAAGAGGACAUGGAGGCUCUUUUGGGCACUUAUGUCAUGGGCGUUUGUGAAGCAGAAGCAUUUUCUGAGCGGUUGAAGCGAGAGCUUCUUGCUCUGGAAGCCGCAAAUGUGCACGCUAUUUUGGAAACUGAACCUCUAGUAGAUGAGGUACUGCAAGGGCUUGAGGUAGCAACAAAUUGUGUUGAUGACAUGGAUGAAUGGUUAGGCAUCUUCAAUGUUAAAUUACGACAUAUGAGAGAAGAUAUUCAGUCGAUAGAAACCCGCAACAACAAGUUAGAGGUACAGUCUGUAAAUAAUAAAGCACUCAUUGCAGAACUUGAUAAGCUUGUUGAACGAUUUCAUUUCCCUUCUGAGUAUGCAUCAUGUCUGACAGGAAGCCAGUUUGAUGAGGCUAGCGUGCCUCAAUAUGUUGAAGCAUGUGAAUGGUUAACUAAUGCUUUACAUGGCCUUGAAGUACCUAAUUUGGAUUCUACUUUUGCAAACAUACGAGCUGUUAGAGAGAAGCGGGCAGAACUUGGAAUACUAAAAGCUACUUUUGUCCGUAAAGCUUCUGAGUUCUUGAGAAUCUGCUUUGCCACUUUGGUGGAUUUUAUGAUUAAUGACAAAAACUAUUUUUCUCAGCGGGGACAGUUGAAGAAGCCUGAUCAUGCAGACUUGCGGUAUAAGUGCAGGACGUAUGCCCGCCUUCUGCAACAUUUAAAGAUUCUUGAUGGUAACUGCUUGGGUCCUUUGAGGAAAGCUUAUUGUAGCUCCCUGAACUCACUUCUGCGCCGAGAGGCUCAUGAAUUUGCCAAUGAGCUUCGUGCUAGUACAAAAGUAUCAAAAACUCCAAAUACUUGGCUGGAAACUUUCACAAGUGGCAAUCAAAGUGCGAAUAAUGCAGACACUUCUGCAGUUUCUGAUGCUUAUGCCAAAAUGCUGACAAUUUUUGUUCCACUACUUGUAGAUGAGAGUUCUUUCUUUGCACAUUUCAUGUGCUUUGAUGUUCCUGGGCUUGCUCCCCCAAGAGAUGAGAGUGGAUCAUAUGAUGCUGAUGAUGCUGAUGAUGAUGAUGAUGAUGAUGAUGAGGAUGCGGAUGAUGAUGAUGAUGAUGAUGAUAAUGAUGAUACCAAUAAUGUCGAUCAGGGAAGUAGGCCCGUUCAUGACAAUGAUAGCAAAGCUGGUAAAAAUUCUCCAGAUUUGCUAGCAUUAAAUGAAGCACUACAGGAUUUGCUUGAUGGAAUUCAAGAAGACUUUUAUGUUCUAGUUGAUUGGGCUUACAAGAUUGACCCUUUGCGUUGCAUAUCCUUGCAUGGGGUAACAGAGCGCUAUCUAUCUGGCCAGAAAUCUGAUGCAGCAAGAUUCAUGCGUGUCCUCCUUGGUGACCUGGAAUCAAAAAUUUCAAUGCAGUUCAGCCGGUUUGUUGAUGAGGCGUGUCAUCAAAUUGAAAGAAGUGAGCGUAACGCACGACAGACAGGGGUCUUACCAUACAUCCCUCGCUUUGCAACUCUAGCCACUCGCAUGGAACAGUACAUCCAGGGACAAUCUAGGGACUUGGUUGAUCUAGCAUACACCAAAUUUGUUAGCAUUAUGUUUGUGACUCUCGAAAGACUUUCACAAGUUGAACCAAAAUAUGCUGAAAUAUUUCUUUUAGAAAAUUAUGCCGCUUUUCAGAAUAGCUUAUAUGACCUGGCCAAUGUUGUGCCCACUUUAGCCAAAUUUUAUCACCAAGCAAGUGAAGCAUAUGAACAAGCAUGUCAACGUCAUCUCAGCAUGAUAAUAUACUUUCAAUUUGAACGACUUUUCCAGUUUGCUAAAAAGAUUGAGGAUUUAAUGUUUACUAUUUCACCUGAAGAGAUUCCUUUCCAGCUUGGAUUGUCUAAAAUGGAUCUCCGGAAGACAUUAAAAUCCAGUUUAACUGGGGUUGACAAGUCUAUUGCUGCAAUGUAUAAGAAGUUGCAGAAGAACUUAACAUGUGAGGAGCUUUUACCCUCUUUGUGGGACAAGUGCAAGAAGGAGUUUCUGGACAAAUAUGAUAGCUUUGCCCAACUUUGUGCUAAAAUUUACCCUACGGAAACAAUCCCGUCAGUGACUGAAAUGAGAGAUCUUCUUGCUUCAAUGUAAAGGGAGAGAAUUUUGCUCUGUAUAAUCUUCUUUUUCUUUUUGGUUCUAUUUGGAGUAAGAGCUGUAAUUGUUUCAUGUUGUUACUGUUAUAGACAAUUUCUUCCUAUGUUUCAGUUUAUUGGAAUUUAUCCAUUCAAUUCAUUCUUUGCCGGAUAGAAGUUACUGUUGUACCAUUGUGAAUGUAAAAUGUUGUUUGCCAGUCUGCUUUAACUUA